AUCUUGAACCUGGAUAUCUCGGAGAGGCAGAGGAUGAUCAAACUACGAGAUAAGCUCAAGCCGGAUGACCUACCUCGGACGAUAAAGCUUAUGGACCGCUUCGAGAAGCUAGGCGAGAAGAAGCGCAAUGAGUCCAUGGAGGAAUGGCUCAGCGAAUGGGAAAACGUAAUUCAUGAGCUUGAGGAUGCUGAACUGGUAUAUAUUGAGUACCGGGCUAGCCUCGAGUUCAUCAAUUGACCCGCUUCUGCCACGCUACGCGAAGAUUAGGCAUGUGAAUCUCGAGCCAGAUGGUUCAAGCAUCCCGGAAGAGAUAAAGGCCUUCCGACACCGAUGGGAACGCGCAUCGGACGAAGACAAGCAGCCCAGUUUUGCAACCUUUCAAGGACAAUCAGACCAACCAAAUUGUUCAACCCAGCGCAAGUGCAUCUGCGGUGACUACCAUCCCUUCAUUGACUGCCCAUAUAUCAUAUUGAGUAGGCGUCUAGCCAGUUGGAAGGCAGAUCCAAAAAAACAAAGGCAAAGUUUGAGAAGGUUAAGAAGACGAGAGAAAACGUGAAAGGCGACUAUCGAGAGAGCCGUUGAGGUCGAGCAAGCCAAUCAGGAGGCGAGGCCAAAUCAGACGGUCCUCUGGUCAAUGAAGGCGAGGUACCGUGCUAGACGCAGGUGUUGGAUACGAACUGGAAUGAAGGUCUGGUUCUUCUAAUCUACCUUACCAUUGUUACCUA
Messenger RNA from Aspergillus novofumigatus IBT 16806, 725 nucleotides. RefSeq lists its product as uncharacterized. The transcript has a single exon. The record is from RefSeq and is a predicted model, not a curated record. Bases 173 to 556 code for a protein of 127 amino acids. NCBI's taxonomy places the organism in Eukaryota, Fungi, Ascomycota, Eurotiomycetes, Eurotiales, Aspergillaceae.